Molecule: messenger RNA, 1033 nt
Organism: Daphnia carinata
Lineage: Eukaryota; Metazoa; Arthropoda; Branchiopoda; Diplostraca; Daphniidae
Product: 3-oxoacyl-[acyl-carrier-protein] reductase FabG-like
Exons: 4
Coding region: 130-909 (259 amino acids)
Source: RefSeq, a predicted model, not a curated record
UGUAUCAUAACAUAUCAGUGUUCUUUACAAAGUCAUUAUCAGAAACUUGUAAAGCGAAUGGGAGCCGAUUGUAUGAGGCGUUAGAAUUUUUCCCUUUUAUAUUUGGUAAAUCUCUAGAUUUCAGUCAUAAUGGCUGACCAAAAAGUUGCCUUGAUCACGGGUGCAAGUUCUGGUAUUGGCGCUGCAACCGCUAUACAUUUCGCAAAACUAGGAUACAAAUUAGCCAUUUGUGGGAGAAAUGCAGCUGCUCUCGCUGAAACAACAACCCAUUGCCUGGAAGCAAAUGACAAACUGUCUGCGGACAGUGUACUACAAUUGGCUGGGGACAUGUCUGUUGAAAAGGAUUGUGAAGAUGCAGUGAAAAAAGCUGUUGAGAAAUUCAAUAGAUUAGAUGUUCUCAUUCCUUGUGCAGGAAUAUUGACUACUGGCCCACUGGAAACUAUAUCAUUGGAUGAAUAUGACAAUCUAAUGAACAUCAAUUGCAGGUCAAUUAUCUUACUUAUGAAACUUUGCACUCCACACCUCAUUGAAACAAAAGGGAACAUUGUGAAUGUUUCUAGUGUGACAGGACUAAGAGCUUUUCCAGGUGUGUUGUCCUAUUGUAUCAGUAAAGCCGCUGUUGACCAGCUGACUCGUUGUUCUGCAUUGGAAUUAGCACCAAAAGGAGUGCGCGUCAAUGCUGUAAAUCCUGGUGUCAUCAUUACCCAUUGCCAUAAGCGCGCCGGAAUGACAGAAGAAGCUUACGCCAAAUUUUUAGAACAUUCGAAAACUACGCAUGCCCUUGGACGUCCUGGCACUGCUGAUGAGGUUGCUAAAGCUAUUGCAUUCCUGGCUUCGGAUGACGCAUCGUUCAUUACAGGGGUCACACUCCCCGUGGAUGGCGGCCGUGGCAUAAUGUGUCCCCGAUGAAUCAAAGAAUUUGAUUUUAGAUACUGUAAUCGGGUAGAUUUGGAAGCAGUUACAUGCCAGUAACAGAAAUGAUGACUUUGUAAGCUUACAUCAUAUACUUUUGAUUACACGUUGAUUGGCUACA